CUGCAUUUCCGCGUCCCGGGCGGGUCCGCGAGCGGGUUGGGAGUCGCUGUCCGACUGCGGUUCUCGGUUGUUCCUGCGACCUCAUGGCCAUGUGGUUUCAGACGCGGUAUCUCCGCUCACUGCUGCGGUCUGCCCCCGCCGGCCCCGCCUCCCUCACCCUCCACCUCCUGGGGAUUCCGCGCGGGACUCGCCGGGAAGCCCCAGUGGGGGAGGGCGAGCGCUGCCCGGCACCGCUGAGAGGGCUUUGCGGGCGCUGCCCGGCAGAGCCUGGGGGUCGCGCCGCGGGUGGGGUCCGGAAAGCCCUCGCCAGGUCUGGGCUUCCCCGCCGCCCCCGGGAUGACGCAGCCAAACCCCCCGGGGGCGGCCGCUAAGGGCCGGCGCCCGGCGCCCCGCGCGCACUCCAGCGAGCCGCGCCGCCACGCACUGACCCAUGGCAGCGGCGCGGGCGGGCCAGGUGCUCCUGCCGGCCGCGCUGCUGGCGCUGGCGCUGAGCCCGGGGCCCGCGGCCGCGCUGCCGUGCGUAGCCGACUGCCCUGCAGGUACGUUCGUGGAGAGCACGGGCUGCAGGCGGGGCGCGGGCGCAUCCUGCCAGCAGUGCCCGGCCGGCACCUUCUCCAACGCGGCGGGACGCAGCGCUUGCAAACUCUGUCGGAAGUGCGAAGGAAUAUUCAAGUAUUUAAAAGAGUGUUCCUCAAAAAGCGAUGCUGAAUGCACGUGCAAGGACGGGUAUCGCUGCAGUGGCGAUGGCUGCACCCACUGCGACCGAAGCUGUGGUGUGGGCCGAGAGAGCACCGGGAACGGUUGCCAGACUUGCCAGUAUGGAACUUUUAAUGAUCAGCCCGAUGGCUCCUGUAAAAACUGGACAAAGUGCUCUGCAAACCAGGUCCUGGAGCCUGGAACCGCAGAAAAAGAUGUCGUUUGCAAACAUGCCUCAGUUAAUCCCACUUUAGUCACUACUCUACCUACCACAUCGCUUGUAAUUCCGUUUUCUAUCACUGGGCCAGGGAAUGAUCUCCAGACAGACAUUAUCAGGAUUUUUCUCACCGUAGCUGGGCUGUUGUGCAUAGUGUUCCUGCUACCUUUGUGCAUAUGCUUCAGUGUCUGGCAGAAAAAGAAACUACACGCUGUCUUCAAAAAAAUGCAUAUCACACUUGAACAGUCAAUUCAGGAAGAUGACACCUGCAGCUGCCGCUUUCCUGAGGAAGAACAGGGUGAAUAUCAGAACCAUGGCAAAUCCACAGAAUUCAGAGAUUUUUUGGUGAACUAGAAAUUGAACUGUCCAAGUCAACCACAUUUGAAUUUUCUUUUGGAAUACAGAACAAGAACCUGUUUAUGUAAAUAGAGAGGUUAUCAGAAUCUGAGUGUCAGAGUCCCAAAUAGCCCAGCCACUGAGAAAAAAGUGCACCUUUUCCAUCUCUUAAAAAAA
Messenger RNA from Chiroxiphia lanceolata (lance-tailed manakin), 1426 nucleotides. It is a transcript of the gene TNFRSF9, whose product is annotated as TNF receptor superfamily member 9. Gene Ontology annotation, biological process: regulation of cell population proliferation. The coding region runs from base 431 to 1267 and encodes 278 amino acids. The record is from RefSeq and is a predicted model, not a curated record. NCBI's taxonomy places the organism in Eukaryota, Metazoa, Chordata, Aves, Passeriformes, Pipridae. The transcript has 7 exons. Gene Ontology annotation, molecular function: signaling receptor activity; cytokine binding. Gene Ontology annotation, cellular component: external side of plasma membrane.